GACUUGCUGCUUCCUUUUUUUCUGCAUUUUUGAGGCAAUGGUGCCAUGACAUCAGAUCUUUUAUGCUUUGGAAAUUCCAAGUGCUUGUCUUGAAAUCUGACUGAUGGAGCUGGCCACUGUCACUAUAUAAAAAGCAGGGACUGAGCCAGCACCUCACAUCAGAUACAGGGGAAAUCUGUUCUGGUCCUGUAUCUGCCCUUGCAGCUCAUCUGUGUCCAUGAUGAACAUCUCUGCAGUGCACCUCUCCAUCAUCCUCAUUGCUGCUCUCUUUUCUCAGGCCUCUCCUGCUCCAAUUGGGGCUGACACGACUGUGUGCUGCUUCAGCUACACCUCACGAAAGCUGCCCCAGAGCCAUGUGAAGGAUUACUUCUACACCAGCAGCAAGUGCUCACAGCCAGCAGUUGUGUUCGUCACCAGGAAGGACCGGGAGGUCUGUGCUAACCCUGAUGCCAGGUGGGUGAAGGAAUAUGUGAACACCCUGGAGCUGCAGUGAGCACUGGGAGAGGAGAGGUCUCUGCCUUGGAGAAGUCCUGCAACACGAUCCAGCAGAGUCUUGGCACAGACCUAGAAAUGCUGCUGCUGAAUACCAGGACCUGUGGAGCCAUCUUGGGGCCCCUGAAGUUCCUUUUGUCUCACAAAGGUGCCAUUUACCCAUGAUAAUUUAGCCACCCUUAUGGGCAGCUGUGAUCCUGGGGACCUUCUGGCCUUGCAGACCCAUCUUGAAUAGCCUGCUGUGUAGUGUGGCUAAAUUGUCUCUUCCUCCUGCCUCCCCUGCUAGAAUGGAAGGGGGGUUUAUCCCUAGAGCUAUCUGUGGGAAGUGGUCAGUUGAAAUUAAGUGUGAAUGCUGUCAUGUAAACCUAGGCUGACUUUCAAGUCAGCUGGCUGAACUUUGCCAUGGUAGGGUAGAUGCUGUGAGCAAGAUCUGUCUCCCUAGCAGAGGAAAUGGUAUGCUUGUUACUUACAGGAUGCCUAUUGUGGAACCACGUUGUUCAGCCUCAUUUCAAAAUGUCUCUUGCUGGUGCCAACAAAUAAAGAUGUUUUUCUCUCUGUG
Neopsephotus bourkii (Bourke's parrot) is the source of this 1051-nucleotide messenger RNA. Its product is annotated as C-C motif chemokine 5-like. The transcript has 3 exons. Gene Ontology annotation, biological process: cellular response to interleukin-1; inflammatory response; neutrophil chemotaxis. Gene Ontology annotation, cellular component: extracellular region. The record is from RefSeq and is a predicted model, not a curated record. Gene Ontology annotation, molecular function: chemokine activity; CCR chemokine receptor binding. NCBI's taxonomy places the organism in Eukaryota, Metazoa, Chordata, Aves, Psittaciformes, Psittacidae. Bases 218 to 493 code for a protein of 91 amino acids.